Schistocerca cancellata (South American locust) is the source of this 621-nucleotide messenger RNA. RefSeq lists its product as uncharacterized. NCBI's taxonomy places the organism in Eukaryota, Metazoa, Arthropoda, Insecta, Orthoptera, Acrididae. The record is from RefSeq and is a predicted model, not a curated record. The transcript has a single exon. Bases 1 to 621 code for a protein of 206 amino acids.
AUGAGUGCUGCCUUUGCAAGGAGUGCUGCCUUCGCAAGGAGUGCUGCCUUCGCAACGGGGGCUGCCUUUGUAGAGAGUGCUGUCUUCGUAAGGGGUUUUGCCUUCGCCAGUAGUGCUGCCUUUGCAAGGAGUGCUGCCUUUGCAAGGAGUGCUGCCUUUGCAAGGAGUGCAGCCUUCGCAAGGAGUGCUGCCUUCGCAAGGAGUGCUGCCUUCGCAAGGAGUGCUGCCUUUGCACAGAGUGCUGCCUUUGCAGGGAGUACUGCCUUUGCACAGAGUGCUGCCUCCGCAAGGAGAGCUGCCUUUGCAUGGACUGUUGCCUUCGCAAGGAGUGCUGCCUUUGCAAGGAUUGCUGCCUUCGCAAGGAGUGCUGCCUUCGCUAGGAGUGCCGCCUUCGCUAGGAGUGCUGCCUUCGCAAGGAGGUCUGCUUUCGCACGGAGUGCAGCCUUCGCACAUAGUGCUGCCUUCACACAGAGUGCUUCCUUUGACAGAGUGCUGCCUUCGCAAGGAGGGCUGCCUUCGCAGGGAGUGCUGCCUACGCAGGGAGUGCUGCCUUCGCAAGGAGUGCUGCCAUCGCAAGGAGUGCUGCCUUGCAGGGAGUGCUGCCUUCGCAAGGAGUGCUAA